AUGCAGCCCUCCCAGCUCGAGAUCGAGCGCGAGGUCGAAGCCCUCCGCGACAUCAGGCGGCGGUCCACCGCUCAGGGCGGCCCCGGCUCCCUCAUCCUCGACCCCGAUCUUCCCAACGACGCCGCCAACGGCCAGGCUGCAUACUGGUCGCCCACCGAAGAGUCCAGCAGCAGCUCCCAUGAAAGCCUCCUCUCUGAGACUAGCUCCGCCGCCGCCCAGGAUGACCCUUUCUCUCUCUUCUGGGUCCCAGCAAGUCUCCAUCCCGAGCUCGCACCGAAAGAGUUCAAGGAGUUCCUCAAGGAGCACGCUCGCUCUCCCCCUGAUGGCUCGCCCCCCACCCGCUCCAAUUCAUCCGCCUCCAUCGGCGGCCUUGGCCGCAAGCGGUCCAUGCUCAGCCGCCAGUAUAAGCCUUCCCCCCACGACGGCGUCGGCGAGAACGAGGAGGAGCCGGUCGUCCCCCUACGUCGAAACCGGACCAGCUUUCUUAACAUGCCCCAGCUCACGAUCAGUGACCUCCAGAAACUAGAAGAACUCGCGGAGGAGGCCUCCACGAGCGACGACUCAUCCAAACUUCGGAGUAUGUUGCGGAGGAGCCUGAGCCUGAGCAUCGCCCCUUCUGUCAUCGACCAGAUGGAUGAUCUCAGAGAUCCUGGCGACGAGGCGGAUUCUCCUAUCAUCGUCCCACCACCAAACCAGAUCCUGCGGCGAAGUGCCCGGACGAAGAUUCGAAAAGCGGGAACGGGCGAGGGUGCACAUCGCUUCACCGCUACUCGGAGUCGCCGUAAAUCUCUCACUUCCACUCGUGCCAACACGAUGGAGCCCCGGUCUUCCAGCGAUAUGUCGUCCAGCGAUCACGGCGAGGGCGAAACGAUUCGUCGUGUCCCACGCUCGAAAGAUGACAUACCAGAUGUCCCGCCGCUGCCUAGGCCCGAGUCCUACAGUGUCGAGACCGCCAUCUACGACGCGUAUGCGGCCGCCGGGGAGGACGCCGAGCGCGAGUUCGUCAAUCUCUCGCCUCCCAUCUCACGGAGCCCCGAAAUCGUGACAGAACUAGUAGAGGAACCGCAGGAGGUCCACGAGGAGCCGGAGGAGGAAGUACCCCUUCACCAUCCACAACCACAAAGGGCGCUGGCGCCGCCGACCUCGGACUACCCGAUGCCGCAACGCACUCCCUCUCCAUCCUCUCCUUCAUCAUCCGUUCUGGACUUGUCGGCCUCUACUUCACCUUCAGCGUUGGACGGCGUACAGCGACCUCCUCUCCAGAGCGGCCCCUCCUACCAAGCGCCGGCAUCACCGAGUCCCUCUGAGCAUCGACGAGAGAAAGGCAACAAGGGAUUGUUCAAGUGGGGAGGUGACAAGAGCGGGAAGAAGAAGGAGAAGGACAAGGGCGGAGAGCGUGAAAAAGAAAAGGAUCCUGGUUUCUUUGGGUCGCUCUUUGGAUCGAAGAAGAAGCAGGACGAGCCUCCGUUGGCAGCCAACGCCGCAGGUCGCGAGGCCGCUGCCGCAUUGCUUGGUGCGUCCAAGUCGUCGAAGAACUACGUCCCUCCGCCCUCGCCUCAACUCGGGAACUACGCGCGCUACCCCAUCCAUGUUGAGCGCGCGAUCUACCGUCUGAGUCAUAUCAAGCUCGCCAAUCCCCGGCGGCCGCUCUACGAGCAAGUGCUUAUUAGCAACCUCAUGUUCUGGUACUUGGGCGUCAUCAACAAGACUGGCCAGAACGGGCAGCAGCCCCAGCAACAGGGACAGCAAGCCAAUGCGGGCGCUGCAGCUCCACAGCCCACCCCGUCAGCUGCUGACAAAGAACGGGCAGAGAAGGAGAAGCGAGAUCAGGAGGAGCGGGCACGCGCGGAGAAGGAGAAGAAGGAGAGCUCACGCAAGGGUAGCCUAACAAAGCCAGCGCCGAAUGGACAGCGACGCGCCGAGACUCCCGUACGCGGCCCGCAAUACGAGAUGCAACAUCGCGCGAUAGAACAAGGCUAUGGCGCGUACGGUGAGCAGCAACCCAACGGCGGACCGCCCCCGGCGCGAACAUCCUCGGCUCCUCCCCAUCCAAUGCAGCGGUCACCACCCUCUCAGCAGCAGCCAUACUCAGUCCAAUUGGUCCAGCCGCAACCACGCAAUGCCGGCUCUCCAGGCUCCGCAUCCAGCCAGUAUUUCGAGGUCGGUCACGAACCGCCUCAGCUCGCACCACAACAAUACCCUUUGGUCGCUACCGGUGCUCCCCAGUUGCCGCCGGGCGCGAUGCCACCCGUUGCGGUCGAGCAGGGCUGGCAGCAGCAAAACAUGUCCACGAACCACGCGCCGACCUCCCCGCCUCCACGACAGAACUCACCUCCUUCCUCACUACCGUCAUCGGGCUCGCGGCGACCACGAUCACCCCCUCAGGCCAACCGGUAUUCCCCACAGCCGUAUGGUGGGAACCAAGGUGGGGGCAAGUCACCCGGACGAUCACUAUCGGCGACGGCCCAGCCUUCACCGCCCAUGGCUGGAAUGAACGGGAAGGUGAAGAAGGUAAUGAGUGCUCACGCAGUCCCAGGACGCGCGAGCGAGGACGAGGACCUGCCUCUCGCUGUAUACCAGCAGCAGCAGAGGCGAAAGGAGUACUGA
This is a messenger RNA of Epithele typhae, 2607 nucleotides long. RefSeq lists its product as uncharacterized. The record is from RefSeq and is a predicted model, not a curated record. Gene Ontology annotation, cellular component: cytoplasm; cell septum. The transcript is spliced from 2 exons. NCBI's taxonomy places the organism in Eukaryota, Fungi, Basidiomycota, Agaricomycetes, Polyporales, Epitheliaceae. Bases 1 to 2607 code for a protein of 868 amino acids. Gene Ontology annotation, biological process: establishment of cell polarity; positive regulation of G2/M transition of mitotic cell cycle.